This is a messenger RNA of Didymodactylos carnosus, 501 nucleotides long. The record is from the annotation of a GenBank genome assembly. NCBI's taxonomy places the organism in Eukaryota, Metazoa, Rotifera, Eurotatoria, Philodinida, Philodinidae.
AAAUGUCUAGGUGAAUGUAAAAUUGAUUUAUAUGAAAGAAACAUUAAUCAACAAUGUGUAAAUAAAACGUUAUCACCAAAACAUAAGAAAUUUCGUUAUCAUUAUGCCUAUUCAAUUAGAACAUUUCUAAGUGAUAAAAAGUUAAAUGAAUGUGAAACAAUGAGUAUUACAGGUGAACAAGGAUCGAUCGGAUAUGCUUUAACAUGUUAUAUUCAUUCACAUGCACAAAUUGUUCAAUCAUUAAUUGAUUAUUUUAAAUCUAUUUCAAAUCAAACAUCAAUGAUUGAAACAAAACUGACACCAAACAAUAAAAUUCAAUUUGAUUUUGGGUAUGAUAAACAUUUGAAUUCAUCACAUUUAGUUCAAGUGUAUCGUUCAACAGUUGGACAACUUCUAAUAGAAAUCAAGUUUUUAUGUUAUCCUUUGAAAAUAGUGGCAAAAUUGAUUUGUUUACCAUGUCCACCAGGUACCUACAUGAUUAAAAAACGUACGUUAAUUUAA